Molecule: messenger RNA, 516 nt
Organism: Maudiozyma barnettii
Lineage: Eukaryota; Fungi; Ascomycota; Saccharomycetes; Saccharomycetales; Saccharomycetaceae
Gene: MIX17
Product: Mix17p
Exons: 1
Coding region: 1-516 (171 amino acids)
Biological process (GO): mitochondrion organization
Cellular component (GO): mitochondrion; nucleus
Source: RefSeq, a predicted model, not a curated record
AUGGCACGUUCUAGAGGUGGUUCCAGACCAGCAGCAAGACGUCCAGCAGCAAGACCAAGUCCUACAAGAACACAAUCCCGUUCUGCAUCCACCAUGGCUGCACCAGCUAGCUUCGGUGGUCAACCAGCUAGAGCUGCACCAACUUCAACACCAGCUGCAGCCCCUACUGCUCAACAGGCAGGCGCUCAACCAAGACAGCCUGGUAUGUUUGCACAAAUGGCAUCCACUGCUGCAGGUGUAGCUGUCGGUAGUGCGGUCGGUCAUACUCUCGGUGCUGGAUUAACAGGUAUGUUUUCCGGUUCAGGCUCCGAUAAUGCUGAAUCCUUGGCUCCAAUCGAACAAAACGGCCAGUUACAAGCACAACAAAGUCAGUUAACCCAAGAUCAAGCUAAGAUGUGUGACUUGGAUGCUAGAAAUUUUACACGUUGUUUAGAUGAAAACAACGGUAACUUCCAAGCUUGUGACUAUUAUUUACAACAAUUGAAGGCAUGCCAAGAAGCUGCCCGUCAAUACUAA